Ziziphus jujuba (common jujube) is the source of this 624-nucleotide messenger RNA. RefSeq lists its product as uncharacterized. The transcript has 2 exons. The record is from RefSeq and is a predicted model, not a curated record. NCBI's taxonomy places the organism in Eukaryota, Viridiplantae, Streptophyta, Magnoliopsida, Rosales, Rhamnaceae. The coding region runs from base 1 to 624 and encodes 207 amino acids.
AUGGGAGAUUUACAACGAAAAGGUAAAACUGCAUAUAACACAUGGACCUCACAAGAGAGUAAUCAGUUGUUGGAAUUGAUGGUUGAUGCUGCUAAUCAUAGAUGGCGUGAUAACAAUGGUGCAUUUAGCAAACUAACUAUGGAAAGUAAGAUACUUCCUAAGCUAAAUGAAGAACUUGGAUGUAAUAAAAAUUAUACUCAGUAUCAGAGUUUCUUGAAAUGGUUUAAAACGCGUUAUCAAACAUUUUCUCAACUCAUGGGUUUCAACUCUGGUUUUGGAUGGAAUGCAGCCACACAAAGAUUCAUUGCCAUAGAUGAAAUAUGGGAUAAUUACUUUAAGAAACACCUUCGAACAGACACUUUUGCUGACUUUGAGGAUUUAAAAAUUGCUAUUGGAGAUGGAACUACUAUUGGAAAAAGCUCUAUUGGAUUGGGAGACGAUACAGAUGCAAGAAUUUAUAGACAAGAUGAAAGUACAAAUGGUAGGAUAGAUGACUAUGUAUAUGAUGAGAUUAACGAGGUAUAUGUUCCAACUCAACUCGAUCCAUCAUGCCAAGCACCUUCACCUGGACAUAAUGAACCAUCAAUAUCAGAGUUCAAUCCAAAUUUAGAAGUUCUUAUGUAA